AUGGCUCUCAAACAGUUUACUCUUCUCCUUUUGUGCCUGUUUUACAGCCAAGUCACCUCAGUAUCGGGAUGCAACCAAGUACAUUGCCAGGUUUCCGUGUGCGCCCCCAACGCGACUGAGGCAUUCAACGUGGCCAGCCUUGGUCUUGUUGCAAUUAUGGGGCCCGACUGCGCUGGUUGGGAAAUCAACUCGCCCGUGAGCGGAGGUCAAGGUCCAUGUGCCAGCGGUCUCCAGAACUUCUCUGGUGCCUUUACUAUCUGGCGUGCCUGGAACGCGAUGGCUGGCGAUUAUUCGGCUAAGUUUGCUCAAUGGGGAAACUUCCUGGGCGCUACUUGCACUGGAGGCAAAGAAGUCACCUGCGACCCGAAGACAGGCCAGUUUCCCAAUCCUGUAAAUGGAAAGUGUCAGACCGAUCAAUGCGAGACCGCCCUAACAGGUCUCAACAUCUGCGUCAAGCCGUCCGACAUUGCUGAUAUCAAAGUUUAG
Molecule: messenger RNA, 486 nt
Organism: Colletotrichum orchidophilum
Lineage: Eukaryota; Fungi; Ascomycota; Sordariomycetes; Glomerellales; Glomerellaceae
Exons: 3
Coding region: 1-486 (161 amino acids)
Source: RefSeq, a predicted model, not a curated record